AUGGCGAAGAGCGUCCGGGCAAGUGUGCAAAAGCGCAACAAGGCAAAACUUCGCUCUACAGUUUUCGGGCCUGCUGUAGAUGCCCGAACCGAAAGAUUGUCAGCAAAGCUUCAAGAGCUUGCCUCCCAGCCUAAGCCAAGCGCUACAGAAAAGUCGAAGAAGGACACAGGGGCCACAGAUUUGGAUACCCAGGCCGGCGACAAGACAACCCCAGAAAGCAGUGAAGCAAUGGACAUCGACUCCUCAGGAGGCAACGCGGGUAGUCGUUCGCAACGAUCCGGACGAAUUCAAAAGCGUCAGAGAAAGAAUCGCUCUUCUAUCGUUUUUAAACCCCACCCAUCGAAAACCAACAAAGCGCCCAGGAAGAAGUGA
Molecule: messenger RNA, 372 nt
Organism: Aspergillus mulundensis
Lineage: Eukaryota; Fungi; Ascomycota; Eurotiomycetes; Eurotiales; Aspergillaceae
Product: DUF2423 domain-containing protein
Exons: 3
Coding region: 1-372 (123 amino acids)
Cellular component (GO): preribosome, large subunit precursor
Source: RefSeq, a predicted model, not a curated record